Medioppia subpectinata is the source of this 855-nucleotide messenger RNA. The record is from the annotation of a GenBank genome assembly. Lineage: Eukaryota; Metazoa; Arthropoda; Arachnida; Sarcoptiformes; Oppiidae.
AUGAACCAGGUGGAGGAGCUUAGGAGUAAAGUGCUGCUAUACGCCAAAGAACACCCUGAUGCUAUUCACCCGAUCGACAUCGAAAGAGUUAAAACUAAAAACUGGUUUCUCGAGCGCUACCUUAAAGAGUAUAAAAAUGACGAAAAAAUGGCCGAAACGGCGCUACUUUACUCAUUGAACGUGUUUAAAACGGAGGGUUUGCACGAAAUGAAUGAUACGUAUUUCCCGGCUGAGUUCUACGCAAUGGGCAAUUUCAUAGGGUUUGGCCGAUCUAAGAAAGACCUGGCAGUCAUGGGAGUGAUCGGUCGGUGCGCUCCCAAUGUAUCCGAUAUGAGUGAAGAGAUGUUUGAAUUGGCGCUCAAAUUCUUUAAGUAUAUAUUCAUGAAAUACUAUCUGGAAGUGGACGGCGAGCCGGCAGUUGUGUACGGAAUACUGUCCAAAAUGGGAAUGCAUAAUGUAGACAUGGAGUUUGAUAAGCAAGUGGUAGCGUUUGUAAACGCACAUGCUCCCGAUAGUAAAGUUACAUUUUUGUUGAUCGAUUUGGGAUGGAUUGUGAAGUUUGCCAUUAAUUUGUUGAUCAAUCUGUUGAACGAGAACUUAAGAAAUAAGAUCCGUUUCGCCGACUGGUCUCAUGUGGAGGAAUGGGUGGCUUUGGAUCAGAUGCCCAAAUACGUCGGCGGCACUAAUGAGGGCUUCAGACGUAUACCCGAUGGCGUGAAAAGUGGCAAAUGUUUGCCACAUCUGCAGCACAUCCCUGAAGAGGAAUGGGAUGCAGUCAUACAGCAAAACGGCGAAUGUAUUCUCGAGGGUCUUAAGGAGAGUGGGCUUAACUCGUUGCCCGACAGAAAUACGUAA